AUGAGCGCUCAAGUGGUGCAAGUUGUACAGAAGCUAUGCGACGAUUAUGUCAAAACGACGCCACAGAAGCUAAAAAUCAUUGACGCUUAUAUGACGUACAUUCUCUUUACUGGCAUCAUUCAGGUAUGUCUUUCUCUCUAUUUUUUUUUUUUGAUUUGAUCUCCACGAUCAUCACGUCCAUCUUUAUAUUGAAUCUAUCAAUCUUGAGCACUGAAGGUGAACAUUCACAAAACAAAAACCGGAAAAUUUGUUAAAAUCUUUCAUUUCAGUUCGUUUACUGCUUGCUCGUCGGAACGUUCCCUUUCAAUUCUUUCCUUUCUGGCUUCAUCUCCACUGUUGCUUCUUUCGUCCUGGCUUGUAAGUUUUUUGCUUUUUUUUAUUUUCUAAAUGAGAAUUUAAAGUUUUUCUAUUAUUUUUUCUAAAGACCUUUUUUCAACGAUUCUUGAACAUUAAAAUAUCAAUGACAAGUAACCGGAUUUCUGAACUAUUGUUAAGACUAAAUAGUGCAUUUCUUCGAUAAAUCAAAAAAAAGCCUUCUCGGAAGUUCUAUUUUUCAUGUACCUUUAAAUGUUUUCAUGCAUUAACUCUCGCAUACUUGUUGAAUUGACAUUUUUUAGCAUGCCUCCGGAUGCAAGUGAACGAAGAGAACCGCAGCGAGUUCUCGGAAAUCUCGCCGGAACGAGCAUUCGCCGACUUUAUUUUCGCCAACCUCAUACUACACUUGGUCGUCACUAACUUCCUUGGUUGA
Caenorhabditis auriculariae is the source of this 748-nucleotide messenger RNA. NCBI's taxonomy places the organism in Eukaryota, Metazoa, Nematoda, Chromadorea, Rhabditida, Rhabditidae. The record is from the annotation of a GenBank genome assembly.